This is a messenger RNA of Zophobas morio, 3513 nucleotides long. RefSeq lists its product as uncharacterized. Lineage: Eukaryota; Metazoa; Arthropoda; Insecta; Coleoptera; Tenebrionidae. The transcript is spliced from 10 exons. Bases 1 to 3513 code for a protein of 1170 amino acids. Gene Ontology annotation, molecular function: DNA binding; DNA topoisomerase type II (double strand cut, ATP-hydrolyzing) activity; ATP binding. The record is from RefSeq and is a predicted model, not a curated record. Gene Ontology annotation, cellular component: nuclear chromosome. Gene Ontology annotation, biological process: meiotic DNA double-strand break processing; meiotic DNA double-strand break formation; reciprocal meiotic recombination.
AUGGAAACCCGCAGUGAUGAGGCCGAUUACGAUUAUGUACAAAAUAAUUCCGGCGCAACAUUCACUGGACUGGGCUCGUUGACUGAGAGCGCCGCUUCGAGGUUUUUCUGGGUUGCCCAUCGCGACUUCCGCUUCCAGGCUUUUCUUCAGCGAACGCCGGUCGCUGUCAUCGACGAUGAGCCAUCAUCUGCGUAUAUACUAGAACGUUCUCGACGGCCCAUAGGCGUCGUACCGGGACGGCGUGAGCCUGUCGUAACUUUUAAUAAUUGUAAUCACAGACAACUACACUCCGAUGAUGACGAAGCUGUUACGCUACGACACCUUGAAAUUAAUUAUUGUGUACAACACGAUUUUCAGCCACACAAAGCGAAUUUCGACAACAUGCCGAAGUUACAACUCAAACGCCAAAGCAACAAGGAGAACAUUCCACAAGCAUUAAAACGAAAAAAGACGCCACUGGGGUCUUCAAGUUUGCGAUCUCCAAAACUCCUAUUUAGCGAAGAAAUCGUCGACCUGACCACCAGCGACAACGAAAGCACGAGUUUGAUGAAAAGAAGACGAAGAAAGCUCUCGAGUUCAAGAUCAUCACGAUUUUUUUCUUGUAAAGACAGCAUAACAGUAAGCAGUGACGAUGAAAGCAAUGACAGCACCCAUUUUGAGGAAAUCUUAAAACUUGUGCAGAAACCGCGGGCUCGCAGAAGCGACAGCGACCGCAGCGCUGAAAAAUUCCUGCAAUCGCUGGAGGCUCGUGAAAACAAACAGACCAAGGCAUCAAAAAUUCAUAAAGAAAGGGUGCCGUCAAAAAGUGAAAGAGUUGAUGGGAGUUUCUUACGCAGCGAGAGUUUUGAUUCAACGUUGAAGUUUUUGUUGACUCCACCGAGUGAUUGUAGUCCAGUUACAUCGUCACAAAGCAGCAGUGCGGACAAGUCUGAUUUGAGUUUUGAAGAAAUAAUAAACAUACUUUUAACGCCGGAUGCUAGUCCACUGAUUAAAUCAAAGGUUGUACAGAAACCGCAACCCAAGGUGCAGCCACCGGUGGUUAGAAAAUAUGAAAUUGGUGGAUCCACAAAAAUGGUAACUGGUGCGGUUUCAAAAUAUGGGAAAGAUGGUGAAGCAAAAUAUAAGGGGGAAUUCACUAAGCUAAAGCCAAUGAACAAUCUAAAUUCCUCAAAUGUAAGCAUGUUAGACGACCCAGGUAAUGUUGGACCGACGUCGCAACUACAAAGACACAUUUUGGUGGAAAGAAAGAGUACAUCAAGCACUUCAAAAUUUUUGUCAGUAAAUAAAAAUAACAGGAGUGCUAAUUCGAAAAAAAAUACACCGAAAAUCAGUCUUUCACCUGCCAUGGAAGUGCAACAGAAAAAAACUAAUAACCCUAGAUCAAAUCUGGCGUCCAAAUAUCACUCAGACGAAGAGGCAAGAUUUAAACUAGCACUCACUAGAGCACUAUACCCGAAUUUAAAAGAAAGAGAAAAAAAUGGUUCAGAUUUGAUCAAUGCAAGUGAAUUAAAUGACCACAAUAAUGUUAGUCAACAUUUACAACUACCACCGAAAAAGAAUUCGCAGAACUUGGUCUCGAGUCAGAAGGUCCACUCAGUACCACGGACACGAAUGAACAGAAAUAACGAAACUCUUGCAUCGAGAAAUCAGCUACAGAAAAAUAUUCCUCCACGACCACUAAUUUCGAACUGUUUAAAGUCAAAAGAAUCAAUAAACAUCGACACUGUGGAAAAUAUUGUUGACCAGUUCUUUUCAGUACCUGAAAACAAUAUAUCUCUGGAAACUCAAGCAAGUAAUUGCUCACAAACAACUCGAUUUAAAGAAAUGAGCACGCAAACGUCGUUCAAUGAAAGUUUUAUUAGUGUAUCAACUCUCAGAAAUGUUGUACCACCGUCUAGACAAAUUGGGUCUAUUUCUAGUGCACAGUCCAGCCAAAAUGGUGACCUAAAUAGCGACUUUAGCUUAGUUUGUCAAGACAACACAAUGAGACACUGUUUUGCAAAAAAUACCCCUAAGAUGUCUCUAGAGAGACAAUUGUUGGCUAAACGAAGACACAUUUUAGAUGUUUUAUCUCAAGAUGUCACCCUGUUGCCAGAUGGCAGAAAAAUGUACAACAAUAUCAGUAAAAUUGGUACAGAUGAAUGGUUAAGGUUUGCCUUAUAUUAUGUUUCUAAUGAAGCGAUAAUUAAUAAACGCGAAAAAAUGGUUGAUAUUGUGGAAACCGGAAAUACUUUUGAUAUGUAUGUUGAUUACCGCACUCAGAUACAGUUAAAACGCUACAACGACAAAGAAACAAAAGUGUACAAAUUAACGAAAAUAAGAGCUCUGAACUGUGGUAUUUUUAAAAAUGACGACACCGCCGGAAGCACCGAAAUAAUUACAACAGAAGCGAGUAAAUCUCAGCUUCAACUGUCAAUCAACGAGAUAUGUAAAAACCAAAGCUUGAGAUGCGACGAUUAUGAUCCACGAGAACUAGACAAGUCGAAAAUCCGUAUCAAAAUUCAUAGCAUUUUUGCAAAAAUGUAUGAAGUGUUUGAAAAUAAUCAGAUUCCGAAUAUACUAUACGGACGACAACAUAAUUUCAAAGAUUGUGUUUUUGAGAACGAAAGAUUGAAGCGUGGACAGUUUUCUAAAAAAAUCAACAUGAAAUACAAAAACUCUCGUUCUUUGUUUUGUCGCAUAGUGUACGUUUUGGGAAAAAUUUAUGUUUUGCUUCAAACGAAUAAGAAACUCACGAAAAGAGAAUUGUUUUAUCAGAUUAAACACAUAAUUGUGCGACAGUCUCUUGUGGAUAGAGCUAUUGAUGAAGUGUCGCGUUUGUUGGGUCUGGGUCCGUGGAACCUCAAUAUAGUUACUCAUUCGGGUUUGGUUUAUGGGAAUCUCCAACUAGUUUGGGCUUCUGGUGAAAAGACAAACUGUAAUUUACCAGCAACUUUAAUACCAUACGAUUUGGACAAUCUCGUCGAAGUACGAUCCACUGCCGCUUUUAUACUGGUCGUCGAAAAGGAGUCUAUAUUUCACAAAUUAUUAGAAGAGGACUUACCUAACAAACUGGCGCGUCCUUUUAUUAUGAUAACGGGGAAGGGAGUACCCGACAAUACCACUCGCCUAUUUCUGAAUAGAAUUUCAAGAAUAAUGGCAGUACCCGUUUUUAUUAUUGCCGACGCUGACGUCUAUGGAAUUAAAAUAAUGUUAACGUACAGAUUUGGGUCCUUUGCGAACUGUCACUUGUCGGACGAUUUGGCAGUACCGCAUGCUCGUUGGAUGGGAGUUUUUCCCAAUGAAAUUAAAAAAUACGCCAUGAAAAAUCAGCCAAUAACCAAAAGGGAUAAAAAUCAAAUUCAAUCCGUCUUGAAGUAUCCUUAUCUAAAACAGUACCCAAAAAUUGUCGCCGAAUUGGAAUUCUUGUUGUCUUGUAACAUGAAAGCUUCUAUUGAAGGUCUCUUGAAAAGUAACACGUUUCUGAGCGAAUCGUACUUGCCUAUGAAGUUUCUCAAUCAAGAUUUUAUUUAA